AUGGCCCAAUACACCAACACUGCCGCCGCCGCCAGUCCGGCUGUCAAUUCGACCCCCGGCAACCAGUCCGGCCCGGAUUCUCAAAAAGGCACGUCGUCAGCCGCCAACGACACUCCGCAGGACGACAAUGCGGGCCAGGCUGGCGCCGCUGGUGCCAACGCGCAGCACAAGCGCGUCUAUCAAGCCUGCAUUCCCUGUCGUCGCCGUAAAGUAAGAUGCGAUCUCGGGAGCGUCGACAACCCGCACGAUCCUCCCUGUGUCCGCUGCCGUCGCGAGUCCAAAGAGUGCUUCUUCUCCGCCACGCGCCGCAAGCGCAAAACUGAGGACGACGGCAGCGAUCUCGAAGACUACAUAAUCAGAAACGGUCGCCGCAAGCUCCAAGCGACCAGCACAAGCCCCGCACGCAUUGAGCGCAUAACAUAUGCCGAUUCGCCUGCUGCUCAGGGCAGCACCAACUGGCGAAGCCAGCCUCUGCGCCGACCCGAUGGCGGUCGCCGCGAUAAGAGGACCGGCGACUACUCCGAGGAUGAGGGCAAUCAGACUCUCGAGAAUCUCGAAGCCCAGUCCGUCAUGCGCCAGACUGUGUACGGCCCCCACGAUGCGCUCGACCUCCUCUACAAGGCCGCCACGGAUGGUAGCCCGGCUUCCAAUCACCAACGCGCUAGCAGCAUCGUUUCUGCCUCUGCUGCUGCAGCGCCCACAUCUGCCGCCUCUACAUCCCAUACGAAUCCUAUUGGUCUUCAUAAUAGACGUCACUCUUCCAUUCGCGAACUUCCUCGCCAACCGUCCGCCUCGGCCCGUCCUGCCCAAGUCGAGCACCACACCUCCGACCUGGCCUCUCACCCCGCAUAUGCCGAUGCCAUCAAGGCGUGGUCCAGAUUCCGCUUCGUUCGCGCCGGCUGGUUCACUGCACAAGAAGCAAUCGAAUAUAUUGACUACUAUUACAAAUAUCUUUCUCCUCUCACGCCCAUCUCACCGCCCACAUUUAGCAACCCCGCCUCGCACUUCACCCUCCUUACGGAAGAACCCAUCCUUACCGUCACUCUCCUCACCAUUGCCUCUAGAUAUCGCCAGAUUCCCGGCACCGGCGGGCAAUGUCGUUCACACGCCAUCCCCGAGCAGCUCUGGACAUAUCUUCGAGGGAUGAUAGAACGCUGUCUGUGGGGUCAAGAGGCCUUUGGCGGCGGUUUCUGCGGCUCCGGCGGCUCUGCUACGACUGCCAUGCUGAGUGAGGAGACAAGUAGUACCGCUCCCUGGCGAGGUCUGCGCAAAGGCAGCCUGCGAACUCUCGGCACCAUUGAGUCGUUGCUUAUCCUCACCGAGUGGCAUCCCCGCGCGUUACACUUUCCUCCGCAAGAGGCCACAGACGAGCUCGUCAUUCCCAUGGCAGAGUCCUCGCCCCUAAUGGCCACAGAAGACGAGAUGGCUCGCCCGACUGGUGGUAACUUUGGUGGAAAGCGAAUCGAGAGCUGGCUCGAGCCAGCCUGGCGAAGUGAUCGCAUGUGCUGGAUGCUGCUCAGCACAGCCAUGGGUCUCGCUUAUGAGCUCGGUGUUUUCGAUGACAUUGACGCUAUGCUCAAGGACGACGCCAUUACCCGCCCGGAAUAUCGUGACGAAGCCUAUCGCAUGCGUGCCAAUCGUAUCAAGCGUCUCCUCCUUAUAUACACCUCUCAGCUGGCGGGCCGGCUUGGCUGGACCAGCAUGGCCCCCGAGCACCUCCGUCGCUCUGACCCAGCUGUUGCUCGCAAGCGACCCAUGACAACCGAUGGCAAUACCCCGUCCACCAGCUACUCACUCUCCAACACCUUCAACUACGUGCCCGACCUGGAGCUCGACGACCAAAUCAUUCACUGCUGGGCCGGCAUCAGCAACGCCAUGUAUAUCGGCAACGAAAAGUUUUUCAAGUCUCGUCAGCACACCACCGACAUUAUCCAGAGUGGCAAAUAUGUUCAGUUACUCGGGGAGUACGGCCCCAUGCUCAAGGACUGGUAUCGCGAAUUUGAGCUCUUUCGCCUGCCUCAGUAUAUUCGUUACAUACUGACCAUUGAGUACGAGUAUGUGCGCAUCUACGUCAACUCCCUCUCUCUACAGGCUGUAGUGGAACGUUGCACCAACAAUGCUACCCAGACGGUAUCCAACAACUCCAACGGCCAAGGAGCUCAGCCAACACUGUCUCCUGCGACACUCAUGACGUACGGCAAGCUCCCGAUUGGCCAACUGGGCGGUUUCACUGCCCAAGAUCAAGAAUACGUACGCGAGGUUGUCGAUGGCUGCCGCAAGCUGCUGCAUACCGUAGUCGACGGUCUCCUGCCAGGUGGUUACCUCAAGCACGCACCUGUACGCACAUAUUUCCGCAUCAUUAGUGGAGCAAUGUUCCUGCUGAAGACAUUUGCUCUCGGUGCUCCGCGAGCCGAUGUGCGUAUGAGCAUCGAUCUCAUGGAUUCAACUGUAGAGGCGCUCCGCAACUGCGUGGUCGAUGACGUCCAUCUUGGACUUCGAUUCGCCGACCUGCUCGAGACGCUGACCAGCCGUCUCCGAAACCGAUUCAUUCAGGCGCCCACGGGUCCGCUCUCUGGUAGGGAGCAGAGCCCAGUGCCCGACUCAGGCGCCCACGGUGCGCAAGCCGAGAGCGGCUGGUCCGGACACGCUCAGAAGCUGCGCGACGGACUUAAUGGCCAGCGCCGCGCUCUGUCCCCUACCAUGGAAGGUAACAUCUCUGCGACUCCGUUUGACCUCGGCAACGGCAGCUUCCACUACCACCCUCCCGUCUCCGCGGGCCCCGCUACGCCCGCGGCCCUGGAUAAUAGCGGCGGCACCGUCGGCGGCAUGGACGUGACGCUGUUCGAGGAGUGGAACAACCCCGGCAACGAGAUGUGGUAUCUGCCCGCCGGCCCGGCGUUUUUCCAGAACAUGGGCGACGGUGGCGUGUCCAUGACGGCCGAGGGCGUCAACGUUGGCGGAUUGGAUCUGCUCGAGUACAUGGCCAUGGACCCCGUGCAAUUUUCCGCCUUGGAACCCGGCGGCUCUGCGCCCAGCGGAGGUACCCAACCCCUGUAG
Molecule: messenger RNA, 3057 nt
Organism: Beauveria bassiana ARSEF 2860
Lineage: Eukaryota; Fungi; Ascomycota; Sordariomycetes; Hypocreales; Cordycipitaceae
Product: Fungal Zn binuclear cluster domain containing protein
Exons: 3
Coding region: 1-3057 (1018 amino acids)
Biological process (GO): aromatic amino acid catabolic process; positive regulation of transcription by RNA polymerase II
Cellular component (GO): nucleus
Molecular function (GO): DNA-binding transcription factor activity, RNA polymerase II-specific; zinc ion binding
Source: RefSeq, a predicted model, not a curated record